AUGGGCCGGCAAGUCCUUCACAUCGACGACGCGGACGGGAACCAGUUGCACCGCAAGAGGGCGGUGCCGGAAUCGCCCCGUCCCGAGUCCGCGUCGUGGAACUUUCUCGCGGGCGCGCGAGGGACGCCGUCCGCGCCGUCGCCGACGCGACAGCUCGUGGACCCGAACGCGCCGCCGCCGUCGAGACCGAAGCCGUUCAAGCCCGGAUGGCGAUCGAAGAGGCACGAGCCCGCGAUAGACCCCGCGGCGGAGCGGCGCGAGCUCGAGCAGCGGCGCGCGGAGCGCGGCGAGGUCCGCGCGGGGAUCCGAUGCGAUUACCUCGUCCACAACGACACCAAGUGCGGCGUGGACCCGAUCACCGGGUACGUCCGCGAUCGACUGAAAGCGGUCAUCACGGACUACCCGCCGCGGGGUGGCCCGCGGAGCCUCCCGAUGCGCCCGCCGGAGACGGUGGAGAAGGAGCGGACGCGCGGGAACGUGCACUGGACGUACAAACAUCCCGACGAGGCGCGCGCGGCGCAGAAGCAGGCGCGUCCCAUCUCACACUGGUUCCCAUACGACCGCGUUCGCGUGGUGAACGCCGAUCCUUAA
Micromonas pusilla CCMP1545 is the source of this 591-nucleotide messenger RNA. RefSeq lists its product as uncharacterized. NCBI's taxonomy places the organism in Eukaryota, Viridiplantae, Chlorophyta, Mamiellophyceae, Mamiellales, Mamiellaceae. The transcript has a single exon. The coding region runs from base 1 to 591 and encodes 196 amino acids. The record is from RefSeq and is a predicted model, not a curated record.